AUGGCGUCUGUCGACGACCUCUCUCGGUCCGAGUACCCAGCGAUGCUGGCGAACCUGCAGCCGAGCCAGGCCGUGCAAGUGCUCUCGGACCGGGUCAAACGCAUAGCAAGAGCCAACCAGGAGAUCGCAGAUUGGCUUCAGCAAUAUGUCGCCGGCCUUCGCAAGCUGUUGGUCUUCAAGGUGCCAAAUGCUGCAUCUGAGCUCGGCAUAUUCCAAGCUCCAUGGGACAAGAUUCUCAGCUCGACCGAUGGCAUUGCCGCCUCGCACCAGCUGUUCGCCCAGCGCAUCGACAAAGACGUCGAGCAGCCCCUUCGCAAUUUUCAGAACAGAAAGGAGAUGCAGAAUAUGCAGACGAUCAGCGCAAAUCUCAGUGCCAUGGCCAAGGAAUUGGAAGAUGCGACCGAAAAGUCGGAAAAACUGAGCAAAAAGGGAGGGAAAGCCAAUGCGCAGAAAGUCGACCAGGCUGCGGCUAGGCUGGAGUCGGCCACCCAGACAUGGGAGUCCCAGGCCCCCUUCAUUUACGAGACGCUACAAGCUCUGGAUGAACAGCGUAUAAACCACCUACGCGAUGUCCUGACGCAGUUCGAGACUCAUGAGGUCGAUCAAGCCACACGAACCCAGGCGGCUGCCGAGGAGGUGCUCAACGUGAUGCUCGAAGUCAAUACUGCCCAGGAGAUUCAGAACUUCGUACAAAGGACAGUUGCGGGAAAGCCAAAGGUUGAAAAGAAGUCUUUCACACGGCAACCAACUCCGGUCACCCCGACCGCUGCCCCUUCUAGCAUCACUGGGGAUGACGGAAGCGAGCAUUCGGGCCACAGAGAAAAUAACCCUCCUGAGUCCAAACUGCGAAGCCGGAUUGGCACCAUGCUCGGCCGCCGGCGACAGAGUGUCCACGGCGGCUUUGGCCAGCUCGGCUCUCCUCCAAAGAGUCUCGGCUCCUUCUCGCGCGGUCUUGGAAGCAGCCACAGCCAGACGCUCUCCCCUCGGGCCUCAUCUCAUAACCUAACUGGUUCCCAGCACAGGCUGCCGUCGGUAGUUGAGAGCCCAACUGGUGAGCAAGGUCGGGACUCCACCGCCGAAAACGAACAGGCCAAGCUUUCUCACGAAGGCACCAACGGAGACGCCAGCGGAGAGGGUCCCAAGGAUACGCAGCCGUCACAGCCCAGUCUCUUGAACGGAACCGCAGAGGAUAUCUUUGACGCUCCGGGAACGGCUCCGCCAUCUCAGCAGCGAGGCAGGGGUGAGCCGGACAAGGACGCCGACGGUUUCACAAUACCGCCACAAAUGAAUGAUCCCAUCUCUCAGGCACAGAGAGAAGCGGCAGCUGAGGAAGGUGACCACCCGUUCAAGCUCAAUAUCAAGAACGAGCCGAUUCCCGAAGAGGACCAGGACGCGAAGCAGGCAGCCUUGUCAAGUGUCGCGAACGCCCUGAACAUGGGAAUGCCCACGCGCAGGACAGGCACCGUCCGAGGCAGAAGAGAAGUGCGAAACACAGUCUACAUGCCGUCUCUGCCAACGCACGAUAUCUCGCCUGAACAUCCAUUCCCGGUUUCCCCUUCACUGCCAACAAGUGCCACCGUGCCGAAGCCCACCCCGCCGGCAACAUUCACCUCUGAGACCAGCCGUGCGUCCGAUACCCAGUCAAUCCGAUCCGGCACGUCGUUUGGAGGGGGGUCAUCAUAUAGCGGCAUUGCGCGGAUCAAACACCCAGAAAUGUCCGGGCCCGUCUACGGCCCUGGCCUGCAUUCUUCCAUCAUCGAGACCGUCUCUGCCGUGUUUCAAAAUGGCGAGCCUAGCUGGGUCAGAGUGACGGGUGAGGUCGCUCUCUCCUAUGUCUCUGACCCUGAGGCCCCAUUCGCAGACCACGAAACAAUUCGCCUAAACAACUUUUCCACCCUUGAAUCCAUCGGGCCCAACCGUGCUGUGGUUGCCAACACCGCCAAUCCCGAUGAGUUCUCCGUCGACCUCUCCCAUCUCACCACCACCACACCGGUCUUCACCUACCGCGUGCACGCCGACUCGGACACGGCCUUGGCAUCACAAUGUCCCAUCACCAUCAGCCCUGUUUGGAAGCCCCAAGCCGACAAACUCGGCCUCCUUCUACAAUAUCGCCUCAACCCGUCUUGCGCUCUCCCGCGGCCCAUCACAUUGUCUAACGUGGUCUUCAUCGCCACUUACGAGGGCGCUCGCGCAAGUGGCGUGCAGACCAAACCCUCAGGCACCCACCUCAAGGACAAGCACAUCGUGUACUGGCGCCUUGGAGACGUGACGCUUACGGAAGAGUGGUCUAAGAUCAUUUGCCGCAUCAUUGGCGAGCAAAACGCCGAGCCAAUGCCCGGGAAGGUCGAAGUCCGCUGGGAAUGGACGCCACCAGCGCACUCCGCUUCCGAGGGGGGCAGUGGGAUCUCAGUUGCCAGGUUGCUGCCCGAGGAGAAGGGGAAGGGCAAGGCGGUUGAGGUCGAGGAGGAAGACCCGUUUGCGGAUGCUAGCUCGGUACCGCCGUCGCCGGAUCCUACCGGGCAGCAGGGGAGGGCGUGGGCAGAUGUGCCGGUCGUGAAGAGGCUAGUGUCGGGGAAAUACGAAUCUAAGUAG
Molecule: messenger RNA, 2592 nt
Organism: Thermothelomyces thermophilus ATCC 42464
Lineage: Eukaryota; Fungi; Ascomycota; Sordariomycetes; Sordariales; Chaetomiaceae
Exons: 6
Coding region: 1-2592 (863 amino acids)
Biological process (GO): septin cytoskeleton organization
Cellular component (GO): cytoplasm; cell division site; endocytic vesicle
Source: RefSeq, a predicted model, not a curated record